Messenger RNA from Saccoglossus kowalevskii, 840 nucleotides. RefSeq lists its product as uncharacterized. The record is from RefSeq and is a predicted model, not a curated record. Gene Ontology annotation, molecular function: G protein-coupled receptor activity. Gene Ontology annotation, biological process: cell surface receptor signaling pathway; adenylate cyclase-activating G protein-coupled receptor signaling pathway. Lineage: Eukaryota; Metazoa; Hemichordata; Enteropneusta; Harrimaniidae. Gene Ontology annotation, cellular component: plasma membrane.
UGAGUUAGUAGCAGAGUUUGAAAAUACUCAACCAUGGACAAUGAAUCAGAAGGGGAUCAGACGUUGAGCUACGCAGAUGGCAGACUUAACAAGAUAGCUGCUAAGGGUGUGGGGCACUACUUAGGUCGAAAAGUAACAUUUUCUGCGAUAUUCUUUGCUGAGUUACGAGUUGCUAUGAUUACAAACAGAAGACGAAGAAGUACGUCUGUAGUGGAGCCAACGGUGUCAACAGAAUUAAAUACUGGUGUGAUGUCAUGUGUGAUGACAUCUGAAGGUGACAGGAUAUCAGAUUUGCCGGUGGAAUACAGUCUGGCUAACAAUGAGGAUGUCAUUGCUGAAGAUAUUGAACUGACACAAGAUGUUGGUAAGCGAUUAAUACACACCAAUAAGAUCACUACAUCUAAGGAGGCAAUGUGUAGAUACUGGAAUUAUGUUGAUGUUGACUGGGACCAUCAUGGUCUAUCUUUAGUAGAAGAGGAAACUACAGAACUGAUUACAACAUGUUACUCAACACAUACCACUAACUUUGCUGUUCUAAUGCAAGUCACAGAAAUAGAGAUCUCAUCAACCAAUACCAAAGCUUUGGAAAUCAUCAGCUACAUUGGAUGUGGUAUUUCCAUAGCAACACUGCUCUUCACCAUCAUUCUCUUCCAGUGGUUGGACACGUUGAGAUCAGAACGAACCACAAUUCAUAAAAAUCUCAUCGUUGCUAUUAUCAUGGCACAGAUUGUCUUCCUCGCAGGCAUCAACGCCACACACAACUGGGAUGAAAAUAACCAGUACAAUACCACAAAAUUCUGGCACGCCUUAACUUAUAGUGUUACGGUGAUAGAUUUAUAA